Molecule: messenger RNA, 4750 nt
Organism: Vigna umbellata (rice bean)
Lineage: Eukaryota; Viridiplantae; Streptophyta; Magnoliopsida; Fabales; Fabaceae
Product: RAF-like serine/threonine-protein kinase 20
Biological process (GO): signal transduction; protein phosphorylation
Cellular component (GO): cytoplasm
Molecular function (GO): protein kinase activity; protein binding; ATP binding
Source: RefSeq, a predicted model, not a curated record
UUUUCCGAUGAUUGUUUGUCAUUCCAGAAAAUUUCAAACACAAAAAGAAUGUGUCCACGUAGGAACAUCGGAACAAGAAUAUGCAACAAAAGUAGGGAGAAGAGAGAGAAAAAGAGACUGUGUGUGGUGUGAGAUCCAAACUUGCUUUCAUGGUUAUGGCCACCGUGUGUUGUCGCUGCUUAAUUCUCGCCAUUUCGCCAAUGUCGCUUUUCCGAAGCAGAAAUUGAACCUUCGUGUGAUAGGUGGUUUUGUGGCUCACAACUUGGUCUGAAAUACUCAUCAGUUUGUCAUGGACUAUUGGCCCUUCUAAAGAGUUGAAGAUUGAUUGGUUUGUAUAUGCACAGCUAGACAAACUUAGAAAAAGCGGGUAUUUUAUGUUUUGUUGUCGAUGAAUGCAUUGAUUCUGUGUUUAAUUGCUAGAAGAUGAGAUCCUCCUCUCUUCAGUUGUGAGAGACUGUACAUGAUUUCUUGCUGCCGUUCAGUAUCCUUAAAUAUAUGUCCUUUGUUUUGUUUAUCUUUGAUAUGGUAUUUGACCGUUGAGAAUAGAGAACUAGGGUGUCAGUAGAAAGAAGGAAUUAGACACGAAUUUGUUGGUUAGUCAGAUGUUUACACUUUUGGCUUGUUACUAUACCGGCACUAUGAAAAGAGUUAGUUACGAGAGACGAUGAGAAAAGGGCACUAUAUAAGACAGGAACCAUGUUAGGUACCAAUAUUGGUAAGGAUCCUAGCAUGUUUCCUCAACAUGCCCAACAAGAUCUAUCUGCUAGUGUUUCAAGUACAGGGCAUCAUGUGCAAAAUAAUAUCACUAUGGAGGCAGGGGAAGAAUUUUACGUGAAUGUUGGUCGUGAUGGAAUUGCUGCUGGAAGGGUUCUUGUUUCACCAGAUAUACCACGAAAUCAUGAGAAUGUGUUUGGUUUGACUAGAGAGAAUGGCAAUGUGAGAUAUGAAGAUCUUACUAACAUUUUGGGGCUGAGGAGAAUGAACUCUGAGAAUUCUUCUGAUAUAUCUGACUUUUUAUCUUUAAAACAGUCAGUACAGGAGAUGGAAAAUGGAGCUUCUGUAAACAUUUCAAACAAAAUUCAAAAGGGUGAUGGUAUGUUGAGGAAGGCUGUUCAAGAACCAGUGGGUGACCAGUCUGGUCUCGCAGUUGUAUCACCACUUUGUAGAUAUGAAGCUUCUCAGUCCAAUGGAUUUUCUGGUUCAGGAGUCGUAGAUGAUUUUCUGUCUGGGAAAAUGAAGUUUCUGUGCAGUUUUGGUGGAAAAAUAUUACCAAGACCCAGUGAUGGGAAACUCAGAUAUGUAGGCGGAGAGACCCACAUCAUAUCUAUCCAAAAGGAUAUGGCGUGGCAAGAGCUUAUGCAGAAGACCUUGGGCAUUUGCAAUCAACCUCACACAAUAAAGUACCAGCUUCCAGGAGAGGAUCUUGAUGCUCUAAUAUCUGUUUCCUCUGAGGAAGAUCUUCAAAAUAUGAAAGAGGAAUACCAUGGGCUUGAAAGGCAUGAACGUUCUCAAAAACUUAGAAUUUUUUUAGUUCCUUUGGGUGAAUCCGAAGAGACAUCAUCAACAGAGGUGAAUGCUGUUCAACAGAGUGAUCCUGAUUACCAAUAUGUUGUUGCUGUAAAUGGUAUGGGAGACUCUACUAGAACAAACAUCGGUGGGCAAAAUUUGACAAAUGCAUCCAGUCAGUUGGGAGCAGAUUUGAACUUUACUCCAGUUCUUCCAAAAACUCCAAAUGCUUCUCCAGAUGGUCUUUUUAAUGAUUCCCUGAAUGUGCAAAGGCCCUUGUCAAUUCCUCCCGCUCCAAUUCCGAUAUCAGGUUCUAACACAGGUUAUAUACAAUUACUGGGUGACCACUCAUGUCAGGGAAGCAUUGAGAGCAAUGCAUCAUAUGCUCAGCUAUAUCCUGAGUGCUCUAAUAUAAGCACUGCUGGUUGCAUAUAUCCUCAGCACGUGAGUGACACUUGUCCUUAUCAGCAUGGUGAUGUUAGUCAGCCCACGAAGCUCAAUGGAGGUCCUAGCAAGGAAUUAGUGACUCCUGUUUAUGUUAAUCCCAGAGAUGAAUUUUUUGGUGGAAGGUCCUUGCAAAGGGAAAGGGUCUUCUCUAAAACUCCUCUUUCAUUGUUGGAUGAUGUAAUUUGUCGACAGGGUGAAUCUUAUGGAAUUACAGACUCCCCUCAUGGGAUGCCCCAUGCCUUUUCUGAUCCACAGUUGCUACGAAGUGGAGCAAAGUCUGGUUACUGCUCCCAAAAUGGAAAUGGUCAAUCUUUCUCCCUGAACCUUGAAAAGGGUCAAAUAUCUUCAUUGUUAAUCCCUAGUGUCUCACGGGUGAAAGUCACGGAGCAUCCACAUGAUUCUUUUGUCCAUCAUCCUCAAAUACAAAGUACGACACCAGAAGGAGAGUCAGCCCAGGCACCCAAAAGGCAAGAUUUGACAUCUUCUCCAUACUAUGAAUCCAUGGGAAUGAAUAAUCUUGUUCACAUGGAUAACACAUUAGCUGAAAAAAAGAACUCAAUUGCUCAAACUGACUUGGGUAUACCCAGCUACGAUGCAAAGGAUGUUCAGGAAAAUUCUGUGAAUUUAGAAAGGAUGAAGAUAGUUGAACAAAAGAAUUUUAUUCCCAAGGAUAGCAAGGUUCAGCAGGGGAAAUCAACUGCCAUUGACAAGGGAUUUGUGACUGAGUUGCAUCUCUUGAACUCCUUCCCUGCUAAUAACUUAAAUGCUAAUAUUAACAUGCAAAAGAAUUGGGAUCUACCUUUUGAGGGUAUUGUCCCUAUUCCAUCAGACACGAUGGAUCUCUCCUUAAAUAAUUUUUUGGAAAAGACCAUAUGUGAUUCUAACAUGAGCCAAAGGACUAGUGAGCACAAAAUCAACGCUUUGGCUAAAGGUCUGAAUGGUGUACAAGGGUUUGAUUUUUCAUUGACCAGAAAUUUUGAAUUAAAUGCUCCAAUAUUAAAUUCUGAAGUAGGUUCCAGUGAUAAAAGUUCCCGAGGAGGUUAUACUAAUAAGCUGUCCAUUCAUCCAGCUUCUCAUAAAGCUGCACAAAUCCAUCCUUCGAAGAAUCAGAUGGAUGUAGCUUUUGAAGAAAAUCCUACAGCAAGCUAUGGAAGUUUGUAUCCUGCUGCAUUUUGUGAUGAUCUUGGUCCAAGUGUAAACAUGCCUAUGAAUGGCCCUGAUAUAUCAGGCACUAUUAUGUCACUUAAAAAGGCACCACCUUUCCUUGAUGACUUCAUUACCAGCACUGGUCAAGUGGUGGAUCAGUUUAUCCCCAAACAGUAUGCCUCUGGAAUGUCAAAUGUUGAAGAUAAAGUUUCAGAACAACAAAAUUUUUUAGAAGGCUACACUGAUGUGAAUCAAGUGGAGACGUUCAAUGUAACAGACAUGACUCGUGUUGUUAAUCCUUAUAUUUCUAGUGAUAUUGGAAGUGUUGUAUCCCUAUCUCAUACAGAAGUUGGGAGCAUCAUCCCUGGGUUUGAGCCUGAGGAUUUUAAUGAAGACAAAAAUGAAUUCUUUUCUGAUGCAAUGAUAGCAGAAAUGGAGGCUAGCAUUUAUGGUUUACAGAUAAUAAGGAAUGCUGAUCUUGAAGAACUUACAGAGUUGGGUUCUGGUACUUAUGGCACUGUUUAUCAUGGAAAAUGGCGGGGAACAGAUAUUGCUAUAAAGAGAAUUAAAAAGAGUUGCUUUGUUGGAAGGUCUUCUGAGCAAGAACGGUUGGCAAAAGAUUUUUGGAGAGAAGCACAAAUCCUUUCAAAUCUUCAUCAUCCCAAUGUGGUUGCAUUUUAUGGAAUAGUACCGGAUGGGGCGGAAGGAACCUUAGCAACUGUAACAGAAUACAUGGUUAAUGGUUCCCUUAGGCAUGUCCUUGUAAAGAACAAUAGAUUACUUGAUCGCCGUAAAAAGCUAAUAAUUGCCAUGGAUGCCGCUUUCGGUAUGGAAUAUUUGCACUCAAAAAAUAUUGUCCAUUUUGAUUUGAAAUGUGACAAUUUGCUUGUGAAUCUAAGGGAUCCACAACGACCAAUAUGCAAGGUUGGAGAUUUUGGAUUAUCAAGAAUUAAACGCAAUACCCUUGUAUCUGGAGGUGUGCGAGGAACCCUUCCAUGGAUGGCACCGGAGCUGUUGAAUGGGAAUAGCAGUCGUGUUUCUGAAAAGGUUGACGUUUUCUCAUUUGGCAUCUCAAUGUGGGAGUUAUUAACAGGAGAGGAACCUUAUGCAGAUAUGCAUUGUGGCGCCAUUAUUGGGGGUAUUGUAAAGAACACUCUGAGGCCUCCUGUGCCUGAACGGUGUGAUUCUGAAUGGAGGAAGCUUAUGGAAGAGUGUUGGUCACCUGACCCUGAAAGCCGGCCAUCAUUCACAGAGAUAACCAGCAGGUUAAGAUCCAUGUCUCUACUCCUUCAAACAAAAGGGUUAAGACCCUUCUGAAAGAUCCCACAUUUUCUGCGGAUAUGUAUCACGGUGUGCAGCAUUUUCAUUGUACAGUAAUGUGUUUAUAGCAGUCAAGAUUGGGUUAUCACAACAUUUACCUAUUGUUUUAUUAGCUACAAUUUCUUCAUUUCUUUAUUCUUUUUUGUAAAAAUCUGAGCUUAAGAUCAUGGUAUAGUAGUCAUUUAGAUCUAUGGAAUUUUGUACUUAGUGCAUCACUGAAUAUUUUGCAGAAGAUAUAUCAAAAUAGGAAAGAAAAGGUGUCCUGGUGUGUAUACAACCAACAGUGCUUGUAAUAUUUGUUUUGAUUGCUGAUGUGAGAAUGUAUUUUGCA